AUGGACGCAGCAUCGUCGUCAAUGUCCAUGGCAAUGCCUUCUUCAACAGCCGGUGCCAUGCCCAUGUCAUCAUCCAACAUGACCAUGACCAUGGAGUCCAUGACCAUGGUCUUCUUCGCCUCCACAAGCACGCCUCUUUGGUCCUCGGCCUUUACACCCAGUACGGCCGGCCAGUACGCCGGUGCAUGCAUAUUUCUCAUCGCCUUCGCCGUGGUGUUUCGCUUCUUGUUGGGAUUGCGAUGCAACUUGUACAGAGUGGUGGCCGCGGUCAAGCAGAGGCGAAGCGGAAGUCUGCUCCAGCCCGACACGAUGGAAAUCAAAGGGACGCCCCCCCGACGUUGGAGAGCUGGCGAAGCCGUCAUUACGGGCACGCUUGACGCCGUGAUUGCGGGAGUGAGCUAUCUACUCAUGUUGGCGGUCAUGACGUUCAAUGUUGGUUACUUCCUGUCCGUCAUUGGCGGCGUCUUCUUGGGCAGUGUGCUCUCUAGUCAUUUAUCAGACAGCGUGGAGCGGCAUUGA
Messenger RNA from Metarhizium robertsii ARSEF 23, 519 nucleotides. Its product is annotated as Ctr copper transporter. Gene Ontology annotation, biological process: intracellular copper ion homeostasis; copper ion transmembrane transport. The coding region runs from base 1 to 519 and encodes 172 amino acids. The transcript is spliced from 2 exons. The record is from RefSeq and is a predicted model, not a curated record. Lineage: Eukaryota; Fungi; Ascomycota; Sordariomycetes; Hypocreales; Clavicipitaceae. Gene Ontology annotation, molecular function: copper ion transmembrane transporter activity. Gene Ontology annotation, cellular component: plasma membrane.